Molecule: messenger RNA, 3288 nt
Organism: Alnus glutinosa
Lineage: Eukaryota; Viridiplantae; Streptophyta; Magnoliopsida; Fagales; Betulaceae
Product: LRR receptor-like serine/threonine-protein kinase EFR
Exons: 2
Coding region: 1-3288 (1095 amino acids)
Biological process (GO): protein phosphorylation
Molecular function (GO): ATP binding; protein kinase activity; receptor serine/threonine kinase binding
Source: RefSeq, a predicted model, not a curated record
AUGGUAUUGCUGAUAAAAAGGCCCUCCAUUCUCCUGCUCUUGGGUUUUAUGUUAGUACAAUCAUGUAUCUUUCAGUUGGUCCAAUCUUCUACCAACUUUACCGACCAAUCAGCUCUCAUUGCCUUCAAAUCUAAACUCACUUACAGUCCAAAUCAAACUGUCUUGGCUGGUAACUGGUCCGCAACUACAAGCUUCUGCAACUGGAUUGGGGUCUCAUGUAGCCGACACAGGCAAAGAGUCACUACUUUGAACCUUGGCUCCAUGGGUCUUCAGGGCACCAUUUCUCCUCAUGUUGGUAACCUCUCUUUCCUUGUCUCACUUAAUCUACGCAACAAUCAUUUCGUUGGUUCUCUACCCCAUGAGAUCAGUGGGCUACAUCGCUUGAGAAUACUCCGUCUGGCAUACAAUCAAUUGGAAGGUACUAUCCCUCCAGCUCUGAAAAAUUGUCGGAAUCUUCGUGAAAUACAUCUAAUCAAUAACCAUCUUAUGGGCUCAAUUCCAUCAACCAUUGGCAACAUGUCGUCGUUAGAGGUCUUGAAUUUGGAAUACAACAGUUUCAUGGGUCCAUUUCCUCUUGUAAUCUUUAACAUCACUUCUCUAGCCAUAAUUGCUCUUACAGGGAAUCACAUAUCAGGAACUCUUCCGAGGAAUCUCUGCAAACAUUGUCCUAAUCUUCAAGGGCUUUAUCUUUCAGAAAACGAAUUCAACGGUCGGCUCCCUUCACAAAUGAAUUAUUGUAGAGAGCUUGUAGUCUUAUCCCUAUCAGACAACAAAUUUGAUAGGAGUAUUCCAGAAGGUUUUGGGAGUUUGGAAAAGCUUGAACAGCUAGAUCUUGGAGGUAACAACUUAACCGGUAAUAUACCUCCUACCAUAGCCAACUUGUCGAGGUUAUCUAAGUUUGCCAUUGAGCAUAACAGCUUUAAUGGAAGCAUUCCGAGAGAUUUGUGGUGGCUUCCGAAUCUGAAAUUUUUUUUAUGUAAUUCAAAUUAUCUCACAGGAGCAAUUCCCCAAUACAUUUUCAACAUUUCCUCUCUACAAGAAAUCUCCUUGGUAGAUAAUUCCCUAUAUGGCAAUUUGCCAUCAGAUUUUGGAAUUUCUUGCUCCAGUCUUGAAAAUCUUCUGUUUGCUGGCAACAAAUUUAGUGGUCCCAUCCCAUCCUAUCUUUCAAAUUGUUCCAACCUCGUCAUAGUAGAUUUGUCUUCAAACAUACUUUCUGGGCCAAUACCAAAAAGUCUUGGAGACUUAAAAUACCUUCAAACACUUUUUUUGGGAGAAAAUCAGCUAACAGGAGAGCCUGGAGAUCAAGAGCUUAAUUUCCUUUCUUCUUUCUCUAAUUGCAGAGUUUUAGAACGCUUGGUCAUAUCCUCCAAUCCCUUGGAUAUUACUCUUCCGAAUUCUAUUGGAAACUUUUCAAAUACCCUUAACACCAUUGUUUUAUCCCAAAGCAAAAUAAAGGGUCACAUUCCUAUAGGUAUAGGUUCCUUAAAAGGCUUGACAUGGCUUAAUCUCGGCAAUAACAAUUUGACUGGAAACAUACCAUCCACAAUUGGAGGACUGGAAAGGUUACAAAGAUUGGAAUUUGGUGGUAAUAAAAUUGAAGGAUUCAUUCCAGAAGAGAUAUGUCAGCUAAAGAACUUAGGCGAGUUAAAUCUCACAAAUAACAAAAUUUCUGGAUCCAUCCCAAAUUGUAUUUCAAACCUCAAUCUUUUGGAAAAGCUGAACGUAAGUUUUAAUAGGUUGGAAACACCAAUACCGUUAAAUUUAUGGAGCCUUGAAAAUCUAUUGUUUUUGGACCUAUCAUCGAAUUUCCUUAGUGGAUAUUUGUCUCCAAACAUGAAAAAAUUGCAAGUUAUUGAACACAUAGAUUUAUCACGGAACCAAAUUACGGGAAACAUUCCAAGCAUCAUUGGAGCUUUUGAAAGCCUAAAUUAUCUUAAUUUGUCAAAGAACUCAUUUCAAGGAGUAAUCCCGCACUCUUUUGGAGACUUGAAAGGAUUGGAUAUCAUAGAUCUCUCUUACAAUGAUCUAUCUGGUGCAAUUCCUAAGUCUCUUGAGGCACUUUCACAGCUCAAAUAUUUGAAUGUGUCUUUUAACAAGCUAUCCGGAGAGAUACCAUCUAGUGGUCCUUUUGCAAACUUCACAGCAAAAUCAUUUUCAGGAAACAAGGCGCUUUGUGGGAAUGCAAUUUUCGGAGUUCUACCUUGUCCAAACUCAGGCUCCAAAGAUUCAAAGGUGAAACAAAGUUUGCUAAAAUAUUUUCUUCCUACCAUUGCUUUGGUCAUAUUCUGUUUAUCAAUGGUCUAUAUGCUGAGAAGACAUCAAGGAAGCAAAAUGCAGGUUCCAAGUUUAUUUAAUACCUGGCAUGUAUUGGAGCAUAGAAUGAUAUCAUAUCAAGAGCUUUGCCAAGGGACAAACAACUUUUGUGAAAGCAACUUACUUGGAGUUGGAGGUUUUGGUUCUGUGUACAGAGGGAUGUUGCUUGACGGGACAAUUGUUGCUAUCAAAGUUCUAAAUUUGCAAUUGUCAAGUGCUUUCAAAGUUUUUGAUGUAGAAUGCAAGGUCUUACGAACAAUCCGACAUAGAAAUCUUGUGAAGCUCGUAAGUACAUGCUCCAACCUCAAUUUCAAAGCGUUAAUACUUCAAUACAUGUCGAAUGGUUGCCUCGAAAGGUGGUUAUACUCUAAUAACUACUGCUUGAAUCUUCUUCAACGAGUAAGCAUUAUGAUUGAUGUUGCAUCGGCAUUAGACUAUCUCCACCAUGACCAAUUAGAACCUGUGGUGCACUGUGAUUUGAAGCCUACUAAUAUCCUUCUAGAUGAAAACAUGGUUGCACACGUAGGUGACUUUGGCAUUGCGAAGAUUUUGGUCGAAAACAAGUAUUGUACACAAACCAAAACUCUUGGUACACUUGGCUACAUCGCACCAGAGUACGGUUAUGAAGGAAAAGUAUCAAUCAAAGGCGACAUUUAUAGCUAUGGUAUAAUAUUGUUGGAGAUGAUCACAAUGAAGAAACCUACUGAAGACAUGUUUGUAGGAGAAUUGACUUUGAGACAAUGGAUAAACAAAUCACUUCCUAACAAGAUGAUGGAAGUUGUGGAUGACGGUUUAUUGAGAACAGAAAAUGGAAGAGAUGUAACUAUCAUGGAAAGUGCUCUUUCAUCCCUCAUAAAAUUAGGCUUAAGGUGUUCUAAAGAGUUACCAGAUGAAAGAAUCGAUAUCAAAGAUGUUCUUGCAAAGCUUAACAAAAUCAAGUUGACACUUCUUGAAAACAGAAAGCGUGAUGUCUAA